AUGGAAGGGGAACCGUGGCUCCGGCGAGAGCGGCGCCGCGGAGGCAGGACGGGGCUCAGGCGGCUCUGGCUCUACUGUCUGUGCUGCUGCGCCCUGCUGUUCCUCAUUGUUACUUUGCAGGUGGUGGUUGAGCUCGGACAAUUUGAAAGGAAGAAAGUGAAAAUUGAGAGUGUGCACAGAGACGGACUGGAGCUUUGGGAUCAUGUGAAGGAAACAAAUAAUUCACCAAACAACGUGAAGAAAUCUUCAGAUGUGGACAUCCAACAUCCCAUUAUUAUCUGGUGGUCACCACUGACUGGUGAAUUGGGCCGAUUAGGCCAGUGUGGAGCAGAUACCUGUUACUUUACCAUAAACAGGACUUACCAAGAUCAUCACAUGACACGAGCAUUCCUCUUUUAUGGCACUGACUUCCAGGUCAACAGUUUACCGUUGCCUCGGAAACCGCAACACGCAUGGGCCUUGUUCCACGAGGAGUCACCUAAAAACAAUUACAAGCUUUUUCACGAAGCCGCAGUCACGUUAUUUAAUUACACUUCCACAUUCAGCCGCCACUCUCAUAUGCCCUUAACCACCCAGUAUUUGGAGAGCAUCGAGGAGUUGAAAUCUCAUAAGUACUUGAUCCCACUGUCUCAGAAGAAUCGGCUGAGGGAGCACCUGGCGCCAUUAGUGUAUGUGCAGUCUGACUGUGAUCCACCUUCAGACAGAGACAGUUAUGUGCGGGAAUUGAUGAAAUACAUCCCGGUCGAUUCUUACGGGGAAUGUUUACAUAACAAGGACCUUCCGAGUAGCCUGAAGGAUCCCACAACCAUGGACGAUGAUGGAUUUUAUAAGAUACUUGCUCAAUACAAAUUUAUUCUCGCUUUCGAGAACGCAGUUUGUGACGAUUACAUCACUGAGAAGCUGUGGAGACCUUUCAAACUGGGAGCGGUCCCGGUUUAUUAUGGCUCCCCAAGUAUAGCAGACUGGCUUCCCAGUAAUAAAAGUGCCAUCCUUGUUGGAAGCUUUUCACAUCCCAAGGACUUGGCAGAGUACAUAAUGCAAUUGGACGGGAAUGACCAGUGGUACGAGGUCUUCCUCGAGUGGAAAUGGAAAGGCCCAAUCUCCAAUAAGAAGCUACUGACUGCUAUGAAAGAACGCAAGUGGGGAGUUCGAGAUGUUUCCCGGGACAACUACAUUGAUGCCUUUGAAUGUCUGGUGUGCAACAGAGUGUGGGAAAACCUCAGAAGAAAGCAAGAGGGCUUAUCGCCAAUUCAGUGGCGGGCACAAGCCAAUCACCUCUGCUGCCCAGCACCAGAGGCAUUCACUUUCUUGCCACCCUCGACGGGCAGGACAGCAGUCCGGGAUUUGUGGAUGCCGAGCUUCCACCAGUCAAAACGAGAAGCCACUGCAUUGAGACACCUGGUGGAGCUGAACCAAAACUUUACAACUGAGAAGUUCUGGAGGAUGGUGUUCAAGGAACAACUUUAA
Messenger RNA from Carcharodon carcharias (great white shark), 1467 nucleotides. It is a transcript of the gene pofut3, whose product is annotated as fucosyltransferase 10. The record is from RefSeq and is a predicted model, not a curated record. Gene Ontology annotation, cellular component: Golgi membrane. Gene Ontology annotation, molecular function: alpha-(1->3)-fucosyltransferase activity. The transcript is spliced from 4 exons. Bases 1 to 1467 code for a protein of 488 amino acids. NCBI's taxonomy places the organism in Eukaryota, Metazoa, Chordata, Chondrichthyes, Lamniformes, Lamnidae.